AAAUGAAAACGUGCCGCGAAUCCACGUGACGUCAAAAUCAGUGGCCGGAUAUUGCAGCUAACGCCGUCCUGUGUUGAUACGCGAUGGCCGGACUCUUGAAAAAGACAACCGGCCUAGUUGGUUUGGCAGUCUCCCACAAUCCACAUGAGCGACUGAGGAUUCUGUACUCCAAAAUCCUGACAUCCUUGCAGGCCAUUCCGCCAGACGCCGCAUACAGGAAGUAUACGGAACAGUUGGUCAACGAGCGGUUUAACCAUGUCAAAACUGAAACUGAUGUGGAGAAGUUGGAGAAGAAGAUCAAUGGUGGACAGAUUGAAGAAGUGAUAUUCCAGGCGGAGUGCGAGUUGGCUUUGUCAAGAAAGAUGGCCGAGUGGAAAUCAUGGGAGCCACUGAUUGAAGAGCCACCUCCCAACCAAUGGAAAUGGCCCAUCUGAAAACACUUAUUUGAAAAAACAAAAACAAAUCGCUAAUAAAUACGCAAAACUA
Molecule: messenger RNA, 486 nt
Organism: Corythoichthys intestinalis (scribbled pipefish)
Lineage: Eukaryota; Metazoa; Chordata; Actinopteri; Syngnathiformes; Syngnathidae
Gene: ndufa5
Product: NADH:ubiquinone oxidoreductase subunit A5
Exons: 5
Coding region: 84-434 (116 amino acids)
Biological process (GO): respiratory electron transport chain
Source: RefSeq, a predicted model, not a curated record